AUGGUCCCACAAACACGAGUAAACUUCCAAGACUGCAAAAACUACUUAAAACAACUACAAUCAGCAGCAACAACUACAAUCAGCAGCGACAACUACAAUCAGCAGCAACAAUUGCAAUCAACAGAAACAACUACAAUCAGCAGCAACAAUUGCAAUCAACAGAAACAACUACAAUCAGCAGCAACAAUUGCAAUCAACAGAAACAACUACAAUCAGCAGCAACAAUUGCAAUCAACAGAAACAACUACAAUCAGCAGCAACAAUUGCAAUCAACAGAAACAACUGCAAUCAAUCAACAGCAGCAGCACAAUUGCAAUAACAAUCAGGCAGCAACAUCUACAAUCAGCAGCAACAACUACAAUCAGUAGCAACAUCUACAAUCAGCAGCAACAACUACAAUCAGUAGCAACAAUUGCAAUCAACAGCAACAACUACAAUCAGCAGCAACAAUUGCAAUCAACAGAAACAACUACAAUCAGCAGCAACAAUUGCAAUCAACAGAAACAACUGCAAUCUGCAGCAACAACUACAAUCAGGAGCAACAUCUACAAUCAGCAGCAACAACUACAAUCAGUAGCAACAUCUACAAUCAGCAGCAACAACUACAAUCAAAACAACUACAAUCAGCAGCAACAAUUGCAAUCAACAGAAACAACUGCAAUCUGCAGCAACAACUACAAUCAGGAGCAACAUCUACAAUCAGCAGCAACAACUACAAUCAGUAGCAACAUCUACAAUCAGCAGCAACAACUACAAUCAGUAGCAACAAUUGCAAUCAACAGAAACAACUACAAUCAGCAGCAACAAUUGCAAUCAACAGAAACAACUACAAUCAGCAGCAACAACUACAAUCACAGCAACAUCUACAAUCAGCAGCAACAACUACAAUCAGUAGCAUCAUCUACAAUCAGCAGCAACAACUACAAUCAGCAGCAACAACCACAAUCAGUAGCAUCAUCUACAAUCAGCAGCAACAACUACAAUCAGCAGCAACAACUACAAUCAGCAGCAACAACUACAAUCAGUAGCAACAACUACAGUCAGCAGCAACAACUACAAUCAGCAGCAACAUCUACAAUCAGCAGCAACAACUACAGUCAGCAGAAGCAACAACAAUCAGCAGGAACAACUUCAAUCACCAGAAACAACUACAAUCACAGGAAACAACUACAAUCACCGGAAACAACUAACAUCAUUAGCAAUAACUACAAUCAGCAGCAUCAACUACAAUCAGCAGCGACAACUACAAUCAGCAGCAACAACUACAAUCAACCCAACAUAAUAAUCAGAAAAGCUGCGUGUGAUAAUGGUCCAGAAUUCACGCAGAAACUGAGUGUGUCCAAUGACGAAACCUGUACAUCUUUCCUCAAUGAUGGCGGCCUAGUUUACAUUUAUUAA
Molecule: messenger RNA, 1398 nt
Organism: Procambarus clarkii (red swamp crayfish)
Lineage: Eukaryota; Metazoa; Arthropoda; Malacostraca; Decapoda; Cambaridae
Source: RefSeq, a predicted model, not a curated record